Molecule: messenger RNA, 192 nt
Organism: Penicillium canescens
Lineage: Eukaryota; Fungi; Ascomycota; Eurotiomycetes; Eurotiales; Aspergillaceae
Exons: 1
Coding region: 1-192 (63 amino acids)
Source: RefSeq, a predicted model, not a curated record
AUGAAACCAGGUGGCGACUUGACAACCGCCUUCCUACUUCCGCUUCCCCCGUCGAGCCUUGAUCUGGCAUUUGAGGAUGAUACCCUCGACCUUGUCAAGCAGGCGUGGAAGAAGAUCAUGGGAGAUGAAGUAGAGGAUGAUGAUUUUAUGAUUUUUGAGAUCGCGAUGGCGCUUCCGACCAAUGAUGCGUAG